AUGGAUUCCGUUGAACAAGCGCCACAAUUAUAUAAGCUUUCACAGGAAUUGGAAAACAGGCUGAUAGACGAUAAUAAAGAAGGAGCUACAAUUCUUGCAGAAUUGUCACAAAUUCUCUUCAUAAUUACAAAACAAGAAUUAGAUUCAGAUAUGAACAAGCUUAUUAAGAAAAUGGUUAAAAGCAAGAAUCCAGAUCUCGAAAGAGAGAAAAAGCAGGUUGGUACAUUCGAUUUGGAAACAUCUAUAUCUUAUCCCCUUUAUCUGCAGAGAUUUAAAAAUGGAGAACCACAUCAGUAUAUAUACAAAGCUCUAAUCAAUAUUAUGGAAGAUUAUUAUGACACUCAUCCAAAUGAUCCAAAAUACCAGCGUGGAGAAAGAAUCAAAAUCAGAGAAACAAAGAAAAGCAAAAAAGCCGCAUUUAAGUACUUUGAUGAUAACAUUAAAUUAUUCAAACAUUUCAUGAAACCGAAAAAUUUCGAUUUUCAGAAAAUUUAUUCUUCAAAUGAAUGA
Messenger RNA from Trichomonas vaginalis G3, 510 nucleotides. RefSeq lists its product as uncharacterized. The coding region runs from base 1 to 510 and encodes 169 amino acids. The record is from RefSeq and is a predicted model, not a curated record. The transcript has a single exon. NCBI's taxonomy places the organism in Eukaryota, Parabasalia, Trichomonadida, Trichomonadidae.